AUGGUUGAAAGGGAAUGGAGAUCCAUCCUUCUGGACACCAUCCGUACCCUUAUUGACUCUUUGCCUAGACGUGUUUCUUCGUUAUUUGUAGAGAAAAAGGCUUGCUAUGACGGUUAUGGUUGCUUUUCCAAUGGACCACCAUUUUAUCAUCCAAUUUAUCGUCCUCUAAGUGUUCCACCUCAACCACCUGAAGUGAUCAAGACGAUGUUCCUUCUGCACACGAGAAGAAACCGCAACAGGCCUAUAUUCAUAUCACCGCGUCGUCCAAAAAGCAUUAAAAAGUCAACAUUCGAACCUACGUCACUGACCCGGGUUAUCAUCCAUGGAUUGAAUGACAACUUAGCUGUUAAUUCCUGGUUUCAGCGAUUGAAAGACGUUUUUCUGGAUCGAGCAGAUGAAAAUGUUAUUAUUGUGGAUUGGAGUGGAUCAAACCGGUUUCCCUACACGGUUUCUGUGGCAAAUACUCGCCUAGUAGGAGCUCAAAUAGCUGAACUAAUACAUUUUUUAUAUAAAUCUGAAGGAGCUAGUCCAGAAAGCUUUCACCUUGUCGGUCAUAGUUUAGGAGCCCAUGUAGCAGGAUAUGUUGGAGAACGAUUGCACAACCUAGGAAGAAUUACUGGACUGGAUCCAGCAGGACCGUUCUUUCGCCAUGUACCUGAAAAAGUGAGGCUUGAUCCUAAUGAUGCUGUGUUCGUUGAUGUUAUUCAUACCGAUCCCGGGACCUCAAUCCUUCAAGGAUUUGGCACUCCUGAAGAUGCUGGGGACCUGGACUUUUUCCCUGGAGGAGGAGAUCCACCAGGAUGUGAGCAAACAUUUUCGAGAUCCAUUGUUGAAGAUCUUCCGACGGAAGCCAUUAGCAAUCUGCUAUCUUGUCAGCAUCUACGAUCAUACGAGUUCUUCAUCUACUCCUUCAACCAGAACGGUUGCCUGUUCGUCGGGGUCGAGUGCGCCAGCUGGCCCAAAUUUCUGAAAGGAGGGUGUGAUUGCGGAGAGGAUGGAGAAAAGUGCGCCAUCAUGGGUGUCUUCUCCCCAACAUACGUUGCACCACAUGGAUAUCAUCAUAAAGAUCGGCGAUUGUAUCUGAAGGUUGGACCCGAAAGGCCUUUUUGUGUGCAUCAGUAUCAAGUGACGAUUUAUCUUCAUUCAGAAACUCAUCAAAAGACAUACGGUUACCAAACUGUUUCAGUUCAUUUAUCAGUACAAGGUAACUUGGAGAAACUUGAAGGAGAACUGAGUCUCGAUAUUCGUCUUUUCGAAACGAACCAAGUUAAGAACUUUCUACUUUCGACUGAUCGACCAAUCGGGGACGUUGAGUCGGCAUUUAUCAAGCUUUACGGAAAAUCUACAACUCAUUCAGAAGCUUAUCCUUUCCAUUCACGUUACGAACCAGAGUCUGACGUAAUUGUAGACAAAAUUGAGAUCAACUACCUCUUUCCAUUACCAAAACAUAUUACAUCUGCUUUACUAUGCAAAACUUCUGAAAGCUCGAAAAGCCAUGGAUCAAGAGAAUUUCAGUUCUCGCCCAAAGUCUGUUACUAGUGAUUCGACUCGAGUGAUCAACGAUUUACUGCUUGAAUCAGUUUUUGUAAAUAUGUCGGGUAU
Molecule: messenger RNA, 1602 nt
Organism: Uloborus diversus
Lineage: Eukaryota; Metazoa; Arthropoda; Arachnida; Araneae; Uloboridae
Product: pancreatic lipase-related protein 2-like
Exons: 10
Coding region: 1-1539 (512 amino acids)
Biological process (GO): lipid metabolic process
Molecular function (GO): carboxylic ester hydrolase activity; lipase activity
Source: RefSeq, a predicted model, not a curated record